Syzygium oleosum is the source of this 1385-nucleotide messenger RNA. RefSeq names its product disease resistance protein L6-like. The transcript is spliced from 2 exons. Bases 519 to 1385 code for a protein of 288 amino acids. Lineage: Eukaryota; Viridiplantae; Streptophyta; Magnoliopsida; Myrtales; Myrtaceae. Gene Ontology annotation, biological process: defense response; signal transduction. The record is from RefSeq and is a predicted model, not a curated record. Gene Ontology annotation, molecular function: ADP binding.
CACAAAGACUAAGAUUAUUAAAAUUGAAGAGCAUCAUAACCGAAAGUACUCGAUUGCUCCCAUCUUUUUAGAAUUCCACUAGUUUAUUUACUCCGCAAUUGUAUCUUCCUGUUUUUUUCAAUUGCGUUAUGACGGUGAAGAUAAAAGAGAAGAAUUGAGUUGGGAGGGACCACUUUGGUUUUGAAAAAACCUGCAUUCGUCAACUUUGACAGGCUGUAAUGAAACGUUCUUAUUGACCAACUGUAGCAAACUGGAGACCCUGACUCUCUGCAUAUUGAGCCAACCCUGUCUUCCACGUUUAAUGACCCACCGAGAUCUCCGUUUGUUAGUUCUGGCUUCUAAACAUUUUCCAUCUCUAGCUGCCACUGCUUUUGCUGCUAUACUUUUCAAUUUUUGUUCCUUGAAGAGAAGAUCAAGUGAGAUCAAAUGGAGGGGAGGGCAAAAAAAGACGCAUCUGUGAAAAUGAUGCAACAGCAGGAGGCGCUUCUUCUACUCACACUUCAACAGAAGGUCAAGGAAUGGCUACUUCAUCAGGAUAUGACUAUGAAGUAUUCUUAAGCUUCAAUGGAUCAGAUACUCGAGCAGGUUUUACCGACUUCCUUUACAUUAGUCUUAAAGAUGCGGGAAUCCGCACGUUUAAGGACGACGAAGAGCUCGGCGUUGGGGAAGAGUUUGCCCCGGAACUUCUCCAAGCAAUUAAUCAGUCGAAGAUCUCAAUACCUAUCUUUUCGAAAGGCUAUGCCUCUAGCGUAUGGUGUCUCAAGGAGUUAGUCCAGAUGGUCGAGUGCCAGAAAACUGGAAGACAGAAGAUCAUCCCUAUUUUUUAUGAUGUGGCACCUUCAGAGGUUCGGCACCAAACAGAGGGUUAUGCACAGGCCUUUCUUGCACAUGAAAACAAGAAGCGACACGACGAAAAGACUAUUCAAGGGUGGAAGGAUGCUCUCAGUGCAGUGGGAGCAAUAAACGGAUGGGACCUGCAUAGCAAGAAGGAGAACAGGCGAGAAGGAGAGUUCGCAAAAGAACUUACCCAUAAGGUUUUCAGCGAGUUGAAAAAGGGUUAUCUAGCGGUAUCAGACUACUUGGUCCGUGUCGACAACCAUGUGGACGCAAUCAUGGAAAAGAUAGGUGCUGAGACAAGUGAAACACGGAUUAUAGGAAUCCACGGGAUGGGUGGCAUCGGAAAGACGACUAUUGCCAAAAUCAUCUACAAUAAGCUUAAAAAAAAUUUCGAGGGCUUUACCCAAAAAACCCAAAAAAAAAAAAAAAAAAUUUCGAUGGUUGUUGCUUCCUUUCUAACGUCCGUGAAACCUCAAAACUCGAGGGCAUUCACCGCUUGCAGCAUCAGCUCAUCUCUGACAUCCUCAACACGAAAUGCAUGGAUAUAA